AUGCCUUUCGCUCGCAAAAUUAGACGGCACUCCAUUUCUCAAUCUGACCCUCGGUCCGUGAAUCGCUCCCGGAACGGCAAGUUUGAGUAUGUUCCCCGGGCCCAAAGCGAAGCAGGCAAUGGCUCAAUUCAUGAAAGUGAUGGGGCCGAGAAUGUCGAUGAUUUGGAGAUGGCUGAGGACGAUGGCAGGUACGACGCUGUAGAUGGAGUGCAUCUACCCCAAGAGGGGCUUGGAAAUGCUGGCCCAGAGCGUUUGACCAAGCCCCUUCCGGCAUCAAAAGCCUGGCGUGCACCAAUCAAUGCCAACCCCUCUUUAAUACCCAUCCAAGCAUCAAUCCCCCGCACUACCCAUGAAAAGCAUAACACAAGACGCCUUAUUGUGGUCCUUGAGCAAGCCUGUCUUGAGGCCUACCAAGUCAACACCGGGUGGGCUUCAGGGAAGGACGUUAAAUAUGCUCUCCUCAAUUGUGACGAUCAUCAAGGUAUACUAGCCAAAACUGGGAGAGAUAUUGCGGAUGCACGCCCGGACAUUACCCAUCAGGUAAAGUGCACUAUUCCCUUGGGGCCUUCACAACUAAUUCGUGAUGGGACAAAAGUGCCUUCUCACUCUCUAGACUCCCCAUUGAACAAAGCGGGUCGAUUACAAGUUUACAUCCACACGGCGAAGGACGUACUUAUUGAAGUAAAUCCUCACAUCAGAAUACCGAGAACGUUUAAGCGUUUUUCGGGCUUGAUGGUCCAACUACUGCAUAGACUAAGUAUACGCGGAGUCAAUACUUCCGAAAAGUUGCUAAAAGUUAUUCGUAACCCUGUCACCGACCAUCUCCCAUGA
Molecule: messenger RNA, 831 nt
Organism: Cantharellus anzutake
Lineage: Eukaryota; Fungi; Basidiomycota; Agaricomycetes; Cantharellales; Hydnaceae
Product: Alpha/beta knot methyltransferase
Exons: 3
Coding region: 1-831 (276 amino acids)
Biological process (GO): rRNA base methylation
Cellular component (GO): small-subunit processome; nucleolus
Molecular function (GO): rRNA (pseudouridine) methyltransferase activity; rRNA binding
Source: RefSeq, a predicted model, not a curated record